CCUGUAGACACAAUGGCCGAUUCGGAGAAGAAGCAAGCUGAAGUGCCACCAAAACCCACCGCAGAUAUCGCCUCCGACCCGGAAGAAGAUGAUCUGUCUGACCUCGACGAUGUUCUAGACGAGUUUGCAAAUACAAAGCUGGACGCGAAGUCUGCACCUGCAGCCCCUUCGACUACAUCAGCCGCCAUACCCCCCGCAUCAUCAUCCUCUGAGUCUGGCAGGCCGAACCCGGAGGAACUGCUCGUUCAGGAUGAGGCGGCCUUUGCGAAGGAGCUCCAGAAAGAGAUGGAGCAAUUGCUCGGCCAGGGAGAUUUCCAGAAACAGUUUGAAGAUAUCAUGAAAGAGGUGGGCGGUAUGGUGGGCGAGGAAUCGCUCCCAGGCUCUGGCGAGGGUGCUGCAGCGUCGUCGUCGUCGUCCUCAGGAGACAAAACCAACGCACCAUCCCAGAAGAGCGAGCAGAAUUUCCAAGAAUCGAUACGAAAGACCAUGGAGCGCAUGCAAGAGUCGGGAGAUGCAGCGUCUGCUGCCGCAGCGACAUCGUCGCAGGACGACAUCCUUGCGCAGAUGCUCAAAGAGAUGGAGUCUGGUGGAUUCGGCGGCGAAGGUAGCGACGAGGACUUCUCGAAAAUACUAAUGGGCAUGAUGGAGCAAUUGACCAACAAAGAUAUUCUAUACGAGCCUAUGAAGGAGCUUCACGAUAAAUUUCCUAAAUGGAUGGAAGAGAACAAAACCAAGACCGAGGAGAAGGACCUCAAGCGAUAUGAAGAGCAACAGCAGCUGGUUAAAGAGAUCACAGAGAGGUUCGAGAGGCCGGGAUACACAGACGACAAUGCGCAAGAUAGGGAGUAUAUCGUUGAGAGAAUGCAAAAGAUGCAAGCGGCCGGAUCACCACCGCCUGAUUUGGUUGGCGACAUGAAUGCUGCCCAAGAGGCACUGCAGGAUAUAGACCAAGGCUGUCCUACACAGUAA
Messenger RNA from Periconia digitata, 969 nucleotides. NCBI's taxonomy places the organism in Eukaryota, Fungi, Ascomycota, Dothideomycetes, Pleosporales, Periconiaceae. The record is from the annotation of a GenBank genome assembly.